This is a messenger RNA of Saccostrea echinata, 1494 nucleotides long. Its product is annotated as anamorsin homolog. The record is from RefSeq and is a predicted model, not a curated record. Gene Ontology annotation, biological process: iron-sulfur cluster assembly. The transcript has 7 exons. Gene Ontology annotation, cellular component: cytoplasm. Lineage: Eukaryota; Metazoa; Mollusca; Bivalvia; Ostreida; Ostreidae. The coding region runs from base 43 to 972 and encodes 309 amino acids. Gene Ontology annotation, molecular function: iron-sulfur cluster binding.
CGGUCUUAAUAAAGUUAAUUUGAUAAGAUUUGAUCCAGAAAUAUGGGCAUUGUUGAUGGAUUAGGAGUAUCGACAGGACAGAGGGUUCUCCUGAUAUGGUCUGGUAACCAAGGGGUAGAAAAGCUACAGCAGGCAGUGGAAGAACUCAGAAAAGAAGUGGGGGAUACAGGCAAAGUCCAGGUGGAAAAUAUUGAAAGACUGACAUUAUCUUCCCAUCCUGACUCCUCAUUUGAUGUAGUCAUCUCUGGUUUGAUCCAGCCUUGCUCAUACCUUCACACAACAGACUCCUUGGGUGAAGUAUGCCGCAUUCUAAAACCAAAUGGAGAUUUGAUUGUCAUAGAACCCGUGAAUGAGGCCUCAGAAAAUGGAGCAAUAAAAGCAAAAGACAAACUUGUUUCUACAGUAAAGUUAUCUGGAUUUGUGGAUAUUUCUCAGCCAGAAAAAGUUGCUUUAUCAGCAGAAGAAAUGAAUAGUAUACAAAAUUCUCUUUCAUUGACUAAAGAGUUCCUGGUUGUCAAGAUUACAUCUAAAAAGCCAAAUUAUGAAGUUGGUUCAACAUCUCAACUCAAACUCUCAUUUGGAAAGAAGAAAGCAGCAGAAAAAUCACAGGAAGAUGUGGCUAAGGUGUGGUCCCUGUCAGCCUCAGACAUGCUAGAUGAUGAUGUGGAACUGGUGGAUGAUGAUGCCCUCUUAGAUGAAGAUGACUUUAAAAAGCCUGACCCUUCAUCCCUCCGAGCAACAUGUGGUGAUGGUCCGAAGAAAAAGAAGGCCUGUAAAAACUGUACCUGUGGAUUAUCUGAGGAACUUGAGGCAGAGGCUAAAAGCAAGAAAAAGACUGCUACCUCAGCUUGUGGAAGUUGUUAUCUGGGAGAUGCAUUUAGAUGUGCCAGUUGUCCAUACCUGGGAAUGCCUGCUUUCAAGCCAGGAGAAAAAGUGGUUUUGUCAGGGACACAGUUAAAGGCUGAUGCAUGACAGAAAGGUUAAAAUUAAGAUAUGGACCAUAAAAUUUGUUUUUUGGAAAAAGAGAAAGGUGAAAGUUGGUUAUGUAUUUCUGUGAAAAGUGUGGGAGGGAUGGGGGUCUUGGAUCCAUAUUACAAUGUUUAUGUCCUAAAUACUAUCUGAAAUUAUUCCCUGUAUGAAAUACAAAUUUUAUUGUUGUUAAAUUAAAGGAAAGUAAAGUACAUGCAGAUGAAUUUGAAUUUUGAGACAAAAGUCCUUACAUUUUGGAAAUGAACAGCAUAACUUACAUCCAUGUAGGCUGUGUCUGUUCACUUCUUGAAAGAGAAUAACUUUAGGAGUAGCUAUAUUUAACUGCCCAUUCUUAUGAUGGGGUGUUGAUUGCAAUAUAAGGAUUUUCAGUGAAACGGUGGACUUUUUAACUGAGUCAUGAAAUUAUGAAUGCUCUUUAUUGUAUUGAGAAGUAUUAUGUGUUAGUUAAGCUAAAAGAAUGAUGUACAUUUUUAACUGUCUUUCAAAUAAAAUAUUUUUAUGGCU